GAGAGUGUUCGGUCAAAGGUGGCAGCUCGUUAGUAAAAUUCAUCGAUUUUCCGACGAACUGCUCGCUUUCUUUCUCUCGCCGGGAUCGGAAAGGCGUGGAUCAGCUGUCCCCGUCGUGGGCUUAUUCAACGGCAACCUGUAAGGGAUAAACAGAGGGAGUUGACUUUUUCUAUAUUUAGGCGAAAUGGGUUGACCAAUUUGUUGUCGGGGAUUGAAGAGUUACAGAAAUCGAAGAUUUGAAAGCUCUGGAAAAAAUGGUGUGGGGAAAUGGGUGCCAAGAUGGAGUCAACACAAGGCCUCUGUUCUUGGUGUUCUAUGCGACCGUCGCUGCCGGAAUCGUGUUCUCGUCGCUGUAUGUUUUUUCGGCUGUUUACUCGUCUUCCAAUUUUGUGUCUGGUUUCAGCUCCUCCUGGUUUUCGUCUAAUUCUGGUGAAUUUAACAAUUCCAAUUCAACUCUCAUCAAGGAUCAAACACCAAAUAUAUCACAACCAGAUGUUCACAACAAAGGGGAAAGACCAAUUUGGGAAGCUCCAAACACCAAAAACAUGCCAUCUCCCGAGACCUUUCGGCUAACCAAGGAGCUCGUUCAACGACACGUAAAAGAUAACGUAAUAAUAGUUACAUUCGGUAACUAUGCAUUUUUAGACUUCAUUCUCAAUUGGGUUAAGCAUUUGACAGAUCUUGAUCUUUCUAAUCUUCUUGUUGGUGCAAUGGACACCAAAUUGUUGGAAGCUUUGUAUUGGAAAGGUAUUCCUGUUUUUGACAUGGGAAGUCAUAUGAGCACGGUGGAUGUUGGCUGGGGAUCGUCGACGUUUCAUAAGAUGGGAAGAGAAAAAGUGAUACUCAUCGACUCGAUUCUCCCUUAUGGGUUUGAGUUGUUGAUGUGUGAUACCGACAUGGUGUGGUUAAAGAAUCCGCUCCCAUAUCUCGCUCGUUACCCCGAAGCAGAUGUCUUAUCUUCAAGUGAUCAGGUCAUACCAACCGUGGUCGAUGACAAGUUGGAUAUUUGGAACGAAGUUUCGGGUGCCUUAAAUAUUGGAAUUUUCCACUGGCGGCCUACACGAGCAUCAAAAAAACUGGCUAAGGAGUGGAAGGAAAUGCUCCUAGCUGAUGACAAGAUUUGGGACCAAAAUGGUUUCAACGAACUCGUUCAUAAGAAAUAUGGACCAUCGGUCGAUGAAGACGGUGGACUCGUAUACGCUUAUGAUGGUAAUCUCAAGCUAGGAAUUUUACCUGCAAGUAUUUUCUGUAGUGGACACACCUUCUUUGUCCAGGCAAUGUAUCAACAAUUUAGAUUGGAGCCGUAUGCUGUUCAUACUACAUUCCAGUAUGCGGGUACCGAAGGAAAGCGCCAUAGACUGCGUGAGGCCAUGGUUUUCGAUGAUCCUCCGGAGUACUUCGAUGCACCAGGAGGUUACCUAUCGUUUAAGCCAUCGAUUCCGAAGUCGCUAUUACUUGAAGGAGAGCAUGACCUUGAUACACAUUUUAGGCUUAUGAACUACCAGUUGAAACAAAUCAGGACUGCACUUGCUAUUGCUUCACUGUUGAAUCGUGUACUGAUAAUGCCUCCACUGUGGUGCCGGUUAGACAAGCUAUGGUAUGGACAUCCUGGAGUUCUUCAGGGUUCUGUGACUCGACAGCCUUUCAUUUGCCCGUUGGACCACGUUUUUGAGAUUAAUGUGAUGUUAAAAGAAUUACCAAUGGAGGAGUUUGGCCCAGGAAUUAACUUUAGAGAGUAUUCUUUCUUGGACAAUCCGUUGCUUCCCAAACAGGUGAAAGAAUCAUGGCUUGAUGUUCAGCUUUGUAAACAAGAAAGUGAAGGUUGUCAUGCAUCAAAUGAUACAGUACUACCAGGUGUGCUUAAAUUUCCUAAGGACAGCAAUGAAGACACGUUGAAGGCAAUAUUUUCCAAAUUCAAGGAUGUCAAAGUCAUCCAGUUCUCCACAAUGCAAGAUGCCUUCCCUGGUUUCUCUGAUAAGAAAAGAGAAGAGAAGUUCAGGAACCGUGUCAAGCGUUACGUUGGGAUAUGGUGUUGCGUGGAGAAUGCUGCACCAGGCCAUGUAUUUUAUGACAUGUACUGGGAUGAGAAACCUGAUUGGAAACCGCACCCACCUCGAACGCCCGAGGAAGAUCGACCUCCUUUAUAAGGGCAACGGUGAGAGAUUUUACUUGAAUCUAGAGGCAAAGAAGACAAAUUCUCAAGGAUAUUUUGUUUAUUACCCUGUGAGGAUUCAACGCAGAGGCUUACUUGGGAUUUUAAUGAAGGUCGAAAUCGAGUACAGGUAUUAUUCGAGGUCGAAGUCAAGGCUACAUUUUUAGCUCAUGUUCUCAUGGAUAGCCAUAGAGUUAAAAGAAAACAGAAAGGUUUAAUUUAGUUCCCACUUUUUCCAUUUGUUAACUCAAAAAGAAGAAUGAUCUGUGAGGGGAAGUUCUAGACUUUAUACACUUAAAUAAAGAGGUAUAUUUCACGGA
Cucurbita moschata (crookneck pumpkin) is the source of this 2472-nucleotide messenger RNA. Its product is annotated as arabinosyltransferase XEG113-like. Gene Ontology annotation, molecular function: arabinosyltransferase activity. The record is from RefSeq and is a predicted model, not a curated record. The coding region runs from base 255 to 2147 and encodes 630 amino acids. The transcript has 13 exons. NCBI's taxonomy places the organism in Eukaryota, Viridiplantae, Streptophyta, Magnoliopsida, Cucurbitales, Cucurbitaceae. Gene Ontology annotation, cellular component: Golgi apparatus. Gene Ontology annotation, biological process: cell wall pectin biosynthetic process.